AUGAAACUUAAUUUGGAAAACAGCUGUCAUAAUGAUGGCAGCAUAUAUAUUUUUGGCUACCAUAUUUUAUAUGGAAGAUAUUGCCUGCUGAAGAUAAUUUUGUGCAACUGCUUCCUUACUUCUAUGUAUGUUUGUGCAGUUGUUACUAAUCCUAUAUUGUUUCCAGAUGCAAAUGAAAAAUUGAAUGCACUAAAACCAUCUGACAUGACAAAUCUGAAAGGAAUGAAGCAACCCCCAGAUGGAGUAAGAGUGGUCAUGACGGCAGUUUGUCUAUUGAAAGAUGUGAAACCUGACAGAAUUACUGAUCCAGCCUCUGGAAAGAAAUCAAAUGACUACUGGGGACCAGCUAAAAAGCUUCUUGCAGAUUUCCGCUUUCUGUUCAACCUUAAAACAUUUGACAAAGACAACAUACCUCCAGCCAUUAUGAAGAAAGUUCGAGCUGAAAUAAAAAAACCAGAGUUUAAUGCUCAAGCUAUAGGAAAAGCAUCAAAGGCUGCUGAAGCAAUAUGUCUGUGGGUGACUGCAAUGGACGUAUAUGAGCGUGUUUCCAAGGUAUUAGAACCAAAAAAAGUAGUAUUAGCGGAAGCUGAAGCAGUCCUACAAGAACUCAGCACUGUUUUAUCUAGCGAAGAAGAGAAGCAGAAGGACCUUGAAGCCAAAUUAUUAGAACUGAACAGAGUGCGUGAGGAAACUGCUGAUCAUAAAGCUGACCUUGAAGCUAGAGAAGCUGAGGCAGACAGCAAGUGGCAGCGAGCUGACAGACUUAUUCGAAGCCUUGAAGGAGAGAGAAUUCAUUGGACAGAAGCGUCUGACUCAUUGCAGCUCGCACUUGAUAACCUGCCUGGCAAUGUUUUAGUAUCUUGUGGAGUUAUGGCAUACCUUUCACCUUUCACAUCAGUGUACAGGACUAAAUGCAUUGAAGACUGGCAUGCAUACAUUGUUAGAAGUGGCAUCCCAAGUUCAACUGUCUAUGAUUUUGUUCAAGCCCUGGGGCUCGAUCUAAAAACCCGUUCAUGGAUAAUUGCUGGGCUUCCUCGAGACCAUUUUACACUUGAAAGUGCAGUUAUUGUUGAUAAUUCGCAAAGGAUAUGUUUAGUAUUAAUUUCAUCCAGAUUCAGUAAUGCAGCUUUGAAAAAAUGA
Molecule: messenger RNA, 1140 nt
Organism: Schistocerca piceifrons (Central American locust)
Lineage: Eukaryota; Metazoa; Arthropoda; Insecta; Orthoptera; Acrididae
Product: dynein axonemal heavy chain 7-like
Exons: 7
Coding region: 1-1140 (379 amino acids)
Biological process (GO): microtubule-based movement
Cellular component (GO): dynein complex
Molecular function (GO): dynein intermediate chain binding; minus-end-directed microtubule motor activity; dynein light intermediate chain binding
Source: RefSeq, a predicted model, not a curated record